AUGUGGCUUCUAAUAACAUUCUUGACGACGUGCUUUGGAGCUCCUGCACUAGCCGGGUUCCGAACUACCGGAUAUGGCAAUCUGCCGACCGAUGGACAUUAUCCCAACCCGCCGCAGAUACAAUGGACCGGAGGAUACUUCGAGUGGCCGUGCAAGUCCACAAAAGCACUCUAUAAAAAUUCCGGAAAAUACAAUCCGAAGAGUAUAAUUGCGACUCGUGGACAAAUUUAUCGAGAUGAAGUUUUCCUGGCCCUACCCCGAUACAAAAGCGGUGUCCCUGCCACUUUGGCACGAACCUCUCUGAAACCUGGCACAUGCCACACGACCCUCGUUCCAUUCCCGUGCUGGCAAAUGCAGGAGGAGGGCAACUGCAGAGCUCUUCAGUCUGUUGUUGAUGUUGUCUUGGAUGUGAAUGAUAUUCUCUGGGUACUCGAUGUGGGCGUAGUAAACACCUUGGAGACUCCGAUUCGACGAUGUCCUCCGAAAAUUGUAGCGUUCAGUGUCAAAACUGGAAAAGUUCUAAGGACGAUAUCAUUGGAGGGAUUAGCUGUCAAGAGCUCUCGUCUCCAGUACUUAGUAGUUGAUUAUGAAACAAAAACUGGACAAGUUUUCGUGUACGUGAGCGAUGCUGCUAAUCGAGCAAUUAUCGUCUACAACGUGCAAGCCGGGAAAGGACGAAGAGUUAUCCUGCCCAAGGCCGUGACCACAGGAUGCAACAAUCGCGACGUUCUGUACAUUGCACUGACGCACAAGUCCUGCGGGAGCAGUUUGCUGUACUUCACCUACUUGAGCUCGAAGAAAAUAUUUUCAAUUAGGACUGAAUUUUUAAGGACUGGGUGCGCUGAAGGACGUGUCACGGAUGCCGGACUUAAGCCAAAUCGCAUGAUCAUAAUUGGCACCGACAAUGGCUCUGCCAUCUUCUUCCGAUAUGAAGGUGAAACGGAGGUGUACCGCUGGGACUCGAACACAUGCUUCAAGGAGUCAAAUUUCAAAGUAAUCUAUCGAUGUCAAACAUGCCAACUUGCAACCCAUGCCUUGGCCGACUAUAAACGUGGUUCGAUGCGAGUCCUGGAAAGUAAUUUCCCGGAUUAUAUGCAAGGAACUGUGGGUUGUGGUGCUGUACAACAAAUUACCACAAUGCGUGGUUGCUGGUAA
Hermetia illucens (black soldier fly) is the source of this 1155-nucleotide messenger RNA. RefSeq names its product protein yellow (gene yellow-g2). Bases 1 to 1155 code for a protein of 384 amino acids. The record is from RefSeq and is a predicted model, not a curated record. NCBI's taxonomy places the organism in Eukaryota, Metazoa, Arthropoda, Insecta, Diptera, Stratiomyidae. The transcript is spliced from 2 exons. Gene Ontology annotation, cellular component: extracellular region.